Messenger RNA from Cricetulus griseus (Chinese hamster), 5993 nucleotides. Lineage: Eukaryota; Metazoa; Chordata; Mammalia; Rodentia; Cricetidae. The record is from RefSeq and is a predicted model, not a curated record.
UACCAGGACACGAACAUGCAGGGGGUUGUGUACGAGCUGAACAGCUACAUAGAGCAGCGCCUGGACACCGGAGGGGACAACCACCUGCUCCUCUACGAGCUGAGCAGCAUCAUCAGGAUAGCCACAAAAGCCGACGGAUUUGCACUGUACUUCCUUGGAGAGUGCAAUAAUAGUCUGUGUGUAUUCACACCACCCGGGAUAAAGGAAGGUCAACCCCGGCUCAUCCCUGCAGGACCCAUCACCCAGGGCACCACCAUCUCUGCUUAUGUGGCCAAGUCUAGGAAAACACUGCUUGUGGAGGACAUCCUUGGGGAUGAGCGAUUUCCGAGAGGCACUGGCCUGGAAUCGGGAACCCGAAUCCAGUCUGUUCUUUGCUUGCCCAUCGUCACUGCCAUUGGAGACUUGAUCGGCAUCCUUGAGCUGUACAGGCACUGGGGCAAGGAGGCCUUCUGUCUCAGUCAUCAGGAGGUUGCAACAGCCAAUCUUGCUUGGGCUUCUGUAGCAAUACACCAGGUGCAGGUGUGCAGAGGUCUCGCCAAACAGACUGAACUGAAUGACUUCCUGCUUGAUGUAUCAAAGACAUACUUUGAUAACAUAGUUGCCAUAGACUCUCUGCUUGAACACAUCAUGAUAUAUGCAAAAAAUCUAGUGAACGCCGACCGCUGCGCGCUCUUCCAGGUGGACCACAAGAAUAAGGAGCUGUACUCAGACCUGUUUGACAUUGGGGAGGAGAAGGAGGGGAAACCUGUCUUCAAGAAGACCAAGGAGAUCAGAUUUUCAAUUGAGAAGGGGAUUGCUGGCCAAGUGGCGAGAACAGGGGAAGUCCUAAACAUCCCGGAUGCCUACGCUGACCCACGUUUUAACAGGGAGGUGGACCUGUACACGGGCUAUACCACACGCAACAUUCUAUGCAUGCCCAUAGUGAGCCGCGGCAGCGUGAUUGGCGUGGUGCAGAUGGUGAACAAGAUCAGCGGCAGUGCCUUCUCCAAGACGGACGAGAACAACUUCAAGAUGUUCGCCGUCUUCUGUGCCCUGGCCUUGCACUGUGCUAAUAUGUACCACAGGAUCCGACACUCGGAGUGCAUCUACAGGGUCACCAUGGAGAAGCUGUCUUACCACAGCAUCUGCACCUCAGAGGAGUGGCAAGGCCUCAUGAACUUCAACCUGCCAUCGCGCAUCUGCAGAGAGAUCGAAUUGUUCCACUUUGACAUCGGCCCUUUUGAGAACAUGUGGCCUGGGAUCUUUGUCUACAUGAUCCAUCAGUCUUGCGGGACAUCCUGCUUCGAACUUGAAAAAUUGUGUCGUUUUAUCAUGUCUGUGAAGAAGAACUACCGGCGGGUUCCUUACCACAACUGGAAGCACGCAGUCACGGUGGCACACUGCAUGUACGCCAUACUUCAGAACAACUAUGGCCUCUUCACAGACCUCGAGCGCAAAGGCCUGCUAAUUGCAUGUCUGUGUCACGACCUGGACCACAGGGGCUUCAGUAAUAGCUACCUGCAGAAAUUCGACCACCCCCUGGCAGCGCUGUACUCCACCUCCACUAUGGAGCAGCAUCACUUCUCCCAGACAGUGUCCAUCCUGCAGCUGGAAGGACACAACAUCUUCUCCACUCUGAGCUCCAGCGAGUACGAGCAGGUGCUGGAGAUCAUCCGCAAAGCCAUCAUCGCCACUGACCUCGCUCUCUACUUUGGGAACAGGAAGCAGUUGGAGGAGAUGUACCAGGCGGGGUCGCUGAACCUUCACAACCAGUCACAUCGAGAUCGUGUCAUCGGGUUGAUGAUGACUGCCUGUGACCUAUGUUCUGUGACGAAGCUAUGGCCAGUUACGAAACUGACGGCAAAUGAUAUAUACGCAGAGUUCUGGGCUGAGGGUGAUGAAAUGAAGAAACUGGGAAUACAGCCCAUUCCCAUGAUGGACAGAGACAAGCGAGACGAAGUCCCCCAGGGACAGCUUGGAUUCUACAAUGCUGUGGCCAUUCCCUGCUACACCACGCUGACACAGAUCCUUCCGCCCACAGAGCCGCUGCUGAAGGCCUGCAGGGACAAUCUCAACCAGUGGGAGAAGGUGAUUCGCGGGGAGGAGACUGCGCAGUGGAUUUCUGGCAAAGGGGCCUCCGAGCAACUGCCAAGGAAGGUGGAUGACUGAUCCUGGAGAGGUGUCUGCCCAGCAACUGACUCUCACCCUGCUUCUCUGACGUCGUUCCUUUUGUUUUUUAAGGGUGGGGGGAACCUCUCCCAGAAGGUACCAUCACAUACACACAGGGAGCAGAUGACUCCCUGCUUGCCACUCGCGCACGCCUCAGACAGUGAGCAGUUCCGGCUCCACCGUGUUCAGACAUCAGCUGUUCUGUGGCUUCACCUGACUUGUGAAUGACAUCAGUGAACCGGCCAGCACUCUGGUGGCCCUGGAGGUGGGCAGAGACCACAGGAGGGGUUCCUGCCUGGGUCCUUCCGAGAGGGUGUGGUCAGUACCCUGGUUCUAUGUUUCAUCUCUUCAGCAGUGCUAUUUGGUGGCAUUGGUUAUAAAUAGGACACAUGUCCCCCAUGGUGAAGUCCUCAUGUGACCUCCUUUGUCGCUGACUGAGUUGUAGCCUGGGACACAGGUAAUGAAGGUCAUAGCCCACAGGUGAUAGAGAAGUUCCAGUUGUUGGUUUUAGGCAGACUAAAGGUGUGUUCUUUCAGUUCAUCCGGGGUCAUGUAGGUGAGUCAGCUCCCCUGUAGGAGGCAGACCUCCACCCUUCUGUCAAGGAGACACCGGGUACAGGGCAUCCAAGAACCACAGCUCUUAUGUCAAACCAUGUCAAAGAAUUAAAACACUUCCCCCUCCCUCACUGUAGACUGUAGCCUUUGGCAACUUUAACCAAAUCCUUUGCACAAAGAAAAUAAAAGUAAGGGAUAUAAAUUUCCCCCCAGCAAGAAAAACUUGUGAGUGAAAAAUGUGAAUUUUAAAAACAAUUUAUUUACAUUUUUACUGUGUGUUAUGGCAGCAUUAUAGUCACAUCCAAAAUGUGAGAUUAUUCUAAAUGACACCCCAUUCCAUGCGGUACACCCCACAGAGGCUCCAACAGUGCAGCCCCAGUCUCCUGGAAAUUUGGGUCUCUCCUUCACUGUGCAGUCAGGCCCAACAGGAGGAGGUGCAGGGCCACCACACUGACCCUUGACUAUGUCUUCUCUGCCACUCUCAGAGUCCUCCACAAAGAACCCCAUGUGUGAAUAGUCCUCUGGUGUGACUUUCUGCUGACUCCUGCUGUGUGACAUUUGAAAAGCCAGCAAAAACCCCCUGGGCCCUUCCUGCUGCAUUCUAAGGGUGUCACCUGGUUCAUGCCAUGAGGAUUUUUCAGGACAGUGGCAUGGAAACCCGAGAAUCUGUGCCUGGUUGUUCUCAUGCUGUGAAUGAGUCUUGAGAAGUUAGAGAAUGAUUAGAGGCGAACAGCUCUCUCACUGCUCUGGCAGGAAUGUGAAAAGCUGCUUUGAAAUGAGUUUUUGAAAUAGACUUUGAUACACUUGGUACUCUACACACCACUGCUUACGGGAGCUUGGCAUUUUGCAAAAAUCUAUUAUUCGGUUUUCUUCUACAUAUGGAUUCAUGUUGUAGCAGAGUGGGCAGAACACAAACCUUGUUGUCAUUUUACAUUAACACCAUGUGUUCAGUUUCCUCACUGGUUUCUAAAGAGUUGCCAUCUCCCCUCCAGGCUUCUUGACUUGCUGUUGUUACUGUAUGAGGUAAAAGGCGACACCGGUGAACACCAGGGCUGUGCACACGUGUACACACAUAUGUAUGCAUGCUGGGGGACAAACACACAGAUGUAUAUAUGGUACACAAUGAGACAAAAGGAAAGAAAGAAGCAAGUAUUUAUGUAUUAAAAAAAUUACAGUCACUCCCAUACUCGAAAGCAGUGGUUUUCCAUGUUGGGAAGUUCUCCAUGAGGGCAUGGAUAGGAGUGUUACUCCUGUGAGCGUUCCCAGGUGGAAGCCUGAAGCAAGUCCACUCUCCUCAUACAGACAUGUGACGCUCGAUCCAACAAAAAGCCACUUUUAUCCACACCAGUCGAUUGAGUAUCUGUCUUGGAAGCUGGAUUGCAGAAAGGGGGCAGUAUUUAGGGUGAUUGUUUUAUUCCAUCAUUUUGAAGGCGUGCAUGAAUUCUGUCCCCCUGUAUGGAAAAGGAUCCUGGUGUUGGGAAUCCUGUGACUGCUUUAGCAUUCCGUGAUUGCCGUAGUAAUAAGAAUACUACAGGAAUCUCCUUUAAUUGGACCUAACCAAGAAUACUGUAUGGUGUGGCCUCUGCUGUGGCAGUUUUGCAGAGGAACCUGCUAGGAAUUUACUGGCUGGUCAGUCUCUUGUUUGGAUAAAAGAUUACAGCUGAUUUUUUUAAAAGGCCUUUUUAAGUUUUAUAAAAGACCUUUGCAACAUUGUUUUCCCCAUGUGUGAGACCAGGAGGCAUAGGUUUUCCAGAAAUAAAAGAGGCCAGGAUGUGGCCAUGUUUAGUUAAUAAUUUGGUUUUGGAAUUCAUGCAGUCAAGAGUGUCCUUUUGUAUCUUGGCAAACACAUUUAGCAGACAAGCACUUGAAUUUUGCCUCUAAGUUUUUUUUUUUCCCCACCUCUUUUGUCACCAUGUUUUCUCCCACCAAAGAUUUCCAGGAAUUCCUCAUUGGUGUCUGAUGCAAACUUAGUGACUAAUAAUGAAUAUUAACAGAAUGUUCCAUUUACCAAAAUGAUAUUGUUUACGAUCAUUUUAAUGCACAAGUUUUAUACUCAUGGUGGUUAUUUAAUUUCUUCCUAUGCUUUGUGGUACCUUUUCAUCUGAGAAAAUGUUCUCGGAUACAUAAGUGCACGCCAACAAACCAACGUGAAGUACUGAGUCUGGGCAGUGAAAUACAGUCCUAAAAUCUGUAACCAUCAAUUAGCUGACAGUUGAUUAGAACAAAGUACAGGGUGUGAGUGGCUGUGGAAGCAGUGAAAAGCAUGCUGGGUGACGGUCAGCUUCCCACCUUCCCAGGAUGUAAAAAGCAGGAAGAGGGAUGUGGAAUCCUGUCCCCGACUCCCUCUGGUUUGAAGUGCCAGUGGAUGACUGCCCCUGUGACACUUCAGGUGUCUCAUUCCCACACAGAGUCAGUUUGAACUGACCUGUUCAGUGUCAGGCUCCUCUUUUUAGCAUGUGCUGGCAUUUUUAUUUUAUAUACAUUCGGUGAACUCUGCUUGUUCACUGUGUUCAUAUAUGUGCUAGAUGUGUUAGCACAGCCUGCCUGUUGCUGCAUGAUGCCUUAGGGACCAACCAGGUCUUCCAGUGGGCUUAGCUUGGUGCCUGGUGUUUCUGCUCUCUUGGGUCUAAAUUAAGGGCUCGGCUUUAACAGGACAAAGUAGUCACCCUGCCUUGGCCUUGUGUCUUUAUUUUAAAUGUUGACUCACCCCCUUUCUCUCAUGUGCCCACCUCUUUCUCAAGUGUAAGGGACAGCAUUUAAAGGGGCAUGUCCGUGGUAGGUCCACCUCUGCUCGUCAGGUUCCUGUCAUCAUCCCAGGUCCCUGGCAUCUGCCCUGGUGACUUUGGGAUCCUCUUGUUCGAUGGGUACUGUGGCUCCAGUUAGAGGCACGGAUCUCUUUGGGGGGGGGUGUUCCAGCUCCUCAGCUGGCUUUGGUUUUGAAAGUCACCUCUCACUGAAUAUUCCAAACUUGCAUGGUUGCUUUGAGCUCUGCUGAUCUUGUGUGCUGGGUGGGGUGGGGUGAGGGAUUCUUGGAAGACUGUUCAUCCAGUCACAGGCUCCUUAUGUUGCAAGUGGCAGUCUGACUUGACAGCCACUGUGAAAUUUGAGUUAGUCACAUGUACCAUCAGCUGUGGCUUCCCCUUGUGUGACAUUUAUAUUUACACAUGUGAGUUUUUUGUUGCUGCCCAUUUGGCUGGCAUGAUUUACACUAAGUUUAAAUUAGAGAUGCCCAGCAGUACAGUUGGAUCAAUGAAAGUAUUUAAGGUAUUUUAUGCACUGACAGAAACAGAA